This is a messenger RNA of Salvia miltiorrhiza (redroot sage), 4130 nucleotides long. Its product is annotated as villin-4-like. Lineage: Eukaryota; Viridiplantae; Streptophyta; Magnoliopsida; Lamiales; Lamiaceae. The record is from RefSeq and is a predicted model, not a curated record. Gene Ontology annotation, biological process: actin filament severing; cytoskeleton organization. The coding region runs from base 746 to 3634 and encodes 962 amino acids. Gene Ontology annotation, molecular function: actin filament binding. The transcript is spliced from 24 exons.
UUGUGUUACUGUAUUGCGAAAGGGGGCUUCUUUUUUUAGCUGCUGUUAGUGAUAGGCACGCCUGUCAGGCAACUCAUCAUCAUCAUUCCCUCCACUUCUCUCCCUCUCUCUCUAACGCCACUUUUCUCUCUCUCUCUCUCUCUCUCUCUCUCUCUCUCUCUCUCUCUUACAUCACAGACCUCGCCGUCUGUCGGAAUUCUUUUGGUUUUUUCCAUGUAUUCUUGAGGUCCCAUCUUCUUCUUUUUUUGUUGUUGUUGUUGGGGUUUAUUGUUUGAUUGAGCUCUGGUUGAGUUGUUAGAUUGGAUCUGUUUGUGUUCGUUUCAAGUGGGCUCGGGGAAUUCUACCACCAGGAGGUAAAGAAGAGUGGAUUAUGGAUUUUUGCGGCAUACCUGCAAGUGAAAGCACGAGAAGCAGAAUUUUAGCCAGAAGAAAAAAAAGUGGUUUCGGCGAUGGAUGUGUUUAUGGGUUGAGUUUAGUUGUCAUUGAAUGCUGUAUUGGAAACUUAUUGAACAGCAGAAACCAUGACUUGGAUGCUGCAUUGCUGAAGAAAGCGCGUUGGGGCUGAAACUUGGAGAAAGAUUGUGAGGCUAUUAGUUUGUUCCUACUAAUAGAUUUGGAUUGAAGAUCACAAUCUCUGGCUGUUUAAGAUGCUUUCAAAGUAGUCAAUUGUGAUUUCACGUUUGCUUUUGGUCUUUCCCAGGUCGAGUUUUUGAAUCUACAACGUUGUGCAAGUUGCUGGAACAAUAUGGCUGUUUCAAUGAAAAACUUAGAUCCAGCUUUCCAGGGUGCUGGACAGAAAGCUGGUACUGAGAUAUGGCGAAUUGAAAAUUUUCGUCCUGUCCCAGUCCCAAAAUCUUCACAUGGAAAAUUUUGCACUGGAGAUUCCUAUGUGAUUUUGAAGACCACAGCCUUAAAAACUGGUGCCCUACACCACGACAUUCAUUAUUGGCUCGGUAAAAACACCAGUCAGGAUGAAUCCGGUACUGCAGCGAUCAAAACUAUCGAGUUAGAUGCUGCGUUGGGCGGGCGGGCUGUUCAAUACCGAGAAGUGCAAGGUCACGAAACAGAGAAGUUCCUUUCUUAUUUCAAGCCAUGUAUAAUACCUCAAGAAGGUGGAGUUGCCCCGGGCUUCAAGCAUGCUGAGGCUGAAGAGCACCAGACUCGUCUGUUUGUAUGUAAAGGAAAGCAUGUUGUUCAUGUGAAAGAGGUGCCUUUUGCUCGAUCCUCACUCAAUCACGAUGAUAUUUUCAUUCUCGAUACAAAGUCUAAAAUUUAUCAAUUUAAUGGCUCCAACUCUUGCAUUCAAGAGAGGGCUAAAGCUCUGGAAGUUGUCCAGUACAUUAAGGAUACUUAUCAUGAUGGAAAAUGUGAAAUAGCAGCUAUUGAUGAUGGAAAAUUGAUGGCAGAUGCUGAUACCGGAGAGUUUUGGGGGUUCUUUGGUGGCUUUGCUCCUCUUCCAAAGAAAUCCUCCACCGAUGAACCCAAGAGUACUGAUGCAGUUCCGUCUAAGCUUUUCCGGGUUGAGAAAGGAGAGAAAGUAAUUAUCGAGGCUGACACCUGGACAAGGGAUUUACUGGACACAUAUUAUUGCUAUAUCCUCGACUGUGGUAGUGAAGUCUUUGUUUGGAUGGGGAGAAACACUUCUCUUGAUCAAAGGAAAGCUGCAAGUAGUGCUGUCGAUGAAUUACUGGAUAGCCAAGAUAGACCAAAAACUCAUGUAAUUCGUGUGAUUGAGGGGUUCGAGACCGUGGCGUUUCGCUCGAAGUUUAACUCGUGGCCCCAGUCUAACAGCGUGGCUGUGUCUGAAGAUGGUAGAGGAAAAGUUGCAGCACUUCUGAAGCGGCAAGGGAUUAAUGUGAAGGGACUUCUCAAGGCAGAAACGCCCAAGGAAGAACCUCAACCUCAUAUAGACUGUACCGGGAAUUUACAGGUUUGGCGUGUCGAAGGUCAACAAAAGACUCUCCUCUCAGCUUCUGAUCUAUCCAAGUUCUACAGUGGAGACUGCUAUAUUUUCCAAUAUUCUUAUCCCGGUGAAGAGAAAGAAGAACAACUAAUAGGCACGUGGAUUGGGAAGCUUAGUGUCGAGGAAGAUAGGGUAUCGGCAACUUCACAGGCAACCAAGAUGGUUGAAUCUCUCAAAUUCCUACCCACUCAGGCCCGCAUCUAUGAAGGAAGUGAACCGAUCCAGUUCUUUGCGAUAUUUCAGAUCUUCAUCGUCUUCAAGGGUGGUCUUAGUAAGGGCUACAAGAAUUACCUAGCCGAGAAGGAACUUCCCGAUGAUACAUAUACGGAGGAAGGACUGGCAUUAUUUCGGGUUCAGGGAAGCGGACCUGAAAAUAUGCAAUCAAUUCAAGUCGAACCAGUGGCUUCGUCGUUGAAUUCCUCCUACUGCUACAUACUGCACAGUGGGCCCACCGUGUUUACAUGGUCAGGGAGUCUAACGACACCCGAAGCCCAAGAACUCGUUGAGAGGCAGCUGGAUCUUAUAAAGCCAAACACGCAGUCUAAACUGCAGAAGGAAGGUGCAGAGUCCGAGCAGUUUUGGGAUUUGUUAGGUGGAAAGUCGGAAUACCCGAGCCAGAAACUUACUAGAGAACCCGAGAGUGAUCCUCAUUUAUUCUCGUGCACCUUGACAAAGGGAGAUCUCAAGGUGACAGAGGUCUACAACUUCGACCAGGAUGAUCUAAUGACCGAAGAUAUAUUCAUUCUCGACUGCCACGCUGACAUUUAUAUUUGGGUUGGGCAACAGGUGGACACUAAGAAUAAGUUGAAUGCUUUAAGUAUUGCAGAGAAAUUUCUGGAGCGCGAUUUUCUUCAUGAGACAUUAUCACUUCAAGCUCCAGUGUAUAUUGUUAUGGAAGGAGGCGAACCACCGUUUUUCACUCGUUUCUUCUCUUGGGACUCAUCAAAAUCUGCAAUGCAUGGUAAUUCUUUCCAGAGAAAGUUUACUAUUCUUAAGCACGGAGGUGCUCCCGUGUCGGAUAAACCCAAAAGGAGAACGCCCGUCUCAUAUGGGGGGAGGUCUGCUGCACCGGAGAAAUCACAGCGUUCGAGAAGCAUGUCAUUUAGCCCCGACAGAGUUCGUGUAAGAGGCAGAUCUCCGGCUUUCAGUGCUCUGGCUGCGACUUUCGAGAAUUCAAACGCAAGAAAUCUGUCAACUCCUCCUCCAAUGGUAAGAAAGGUUUAUCCCAAGUCCGUGACACCGGAUUCCGGGAAAAAUGCCCCGAGAUCCUCAUCUAUUGCUGCCUUGAGUUCGAGUUUCGAACAACCGCCACCUGCUCGGCAAUUUGUGAUGCCUCGUUCAACUAAAGCGAGCCCUGAGGCACCCAAACCAAAACCCGAGCCACUAUCCAGGCAGAACUCCGUAGAUCAGAGUCCCAAGACCAAGCCGGAGCCCAUACAGGAAGAUGUGAAGGAGAAUGAAGCUGAGGACGAGGAAGGACUCACCAUAUACCCCUACGAGCGUCUCAAAACGACGUCGACUGAUCCAGUCAGCGACAUUGAUUUGACAAAACGAGAGACGUAUCUGUCCUCGGUGGAGUUCAAGGAGAAGUUCGGGAUGUCGAAGGACACCUUCUACAAGCUGCCUAAAUGGAAACAGAACAAGCUCAAGAUGUCACUCCAUCUCUUCUGAACACUCUCCCCCCGACGUCGAUCAUCAACAACGGUUGCAAAUUCGUACGGUAUCUUUUUAUCUCUCCGUAUACUUGCCAAAUGCGGUCUUUGUUUCAGACGUCGUUACACACAUGAUGCAUUAUUUAUACGCGAAAGGAGCGAGUUCCCGAGUUUCUGGGGGGGACGACUCCGCGACUGCAUUCUUUCUGAUGAUGCAUAGGAAAUUUCUCUCUGAUUUUUCGUGUUUGUGAUUUAGUUGCUUGAUAUUCUUUUUGGUCCUAGGUUUGUUGUGAGCUUGCAGUUUUAUUUUAUUUUUCAUUCUUCUUUCUAUUUUUGGGGGUUUUUUCUUUUUCAUUUGUGUUUUCGGCUAUCGUUUUUUAGCAGAGUGGUUAGAAACCUUGCAAAUUGCAGAGUUUUUAGGAUACUUAGUGAGCAAUUGAUCUGAUGUGUGUACAGUUUUUAUGUAAACCAGUUCACUCAUUAUUUGACUACCCAAUAAAAGUGUGUUUCUUUUA